Symbiodinium pilosum is the source of this 205-nucleotide messenger RNA. The record is from the annotation of a GenBank genome assembly. NCBI's taxonomy places the organism in Eukaryota, Dinophyceae, Suessiales, Symbiodiniaceae.
GCGGAUGAGCGUCAGCGGGCAAGCAUUGGGCGCAGACAUCGGGAGCGCGGGCUGGCGGAACAUCGAUGAGCAUGAGCGGGCGGGCGGUUCCGGGGGCCAGGGCGGCCUGCGGCGACGCGCGAGAGCCGAUGAGCAUCAGCGGACCCCUACCAGCCUCAGCGGGCCAUCAGCCGGCCGGCAGAUGAGCAUCAGCGGAGCCGGAUGA